AUGGCCAGUCUGCGUGCUGAGAAGACGUUCCCUCAGUGUGAGUCAGAGGGGCCAGAGGACCAGGUCCAGCCCAUGCUGGACUGGGCCAACGGGGGCUUCCUUCCUAAGGGCCAAGAGGGCCUCAAACCCACAGACAACCCUGGUGAGACUCACCAACCAAAGCCAAUAUAAGGUCUAAAUGUCAUGGCUGGGGUUUUCUCCUGCCUCCUCCUGUCCUGUCUUGUCCAAUAUGGGCACGUUAAAGGGAUAGUUAACUUUUUUGAGAAAAAAAAAGGUUAAAACUUCUAAAAAGCGAAGUAUCCCUUUAAUCAAUAUUUCAGUUUUCAGAUCUGUAGUCCAAUAUAUCACUGUUAUAGCACCCAACUUAAAGGUGCAAUAUAUAUAAAUUGCUCCGCCAUUUUAUUGCUAAAAUUCUAGUAGUUUGCGUAAUUUCAGUUUAAACUGCAGUUUAAAACGCUGUGAGAUAUAUUUUCAAUAACCAAAAAUAUUGUAUUUUCAGCUGUUUGAAGCUGGUGUACAAAAUCGAAAGUAAAAGACGCAAAAACAACAUUUAAGAACGGGAACAUAGAAAUAGUGCAUAUAUAAAAUAUCUACCGCUUCUUAGACUUGCUUUUGAUGAGAGUGAAACAUCCAUAACUCAUAUUUCUAUGUGAAUUUGGUCGGGUCACCCAAAAACAUAAUGCCCCUAGCUAGAGCUGAGACUAUAGUUGCUGACAGAUUUAAGAGUUACACCAUUACUUUCUCUAGAUCAAUAUGACACAUGUUUAAUUAAAUACUUUUAUUAGAAGACUUACGUAAUUUAUUCCUGUCUCUACUUGGCAUCCUAAUCUGCCUCUCCUUCUCUAAAGGGUACAUCUCUUUCUCUCUCUCUGAUGGCUCUCCCAUUCUUAGAUACUCUCUCGCUCGCUCUCUCGCUCAGCCUCUGUCUGCACCACAUGAUCUGUUAACUGUAUGUUGGCACAUUGGUAUUUUAUUAGAGAGGAGGGGUGGUUAUAGCCUGGGUACCAGUUCCUUUAGCUAAUCCACUUCCUGUACUCUGGUUUCCACUAGUUACCACAGCCACAAAGUCAAAAUGGCAUAUAUUUCAUAAAAAUGUAUGAAAACAAAAAUGUGCUUUUUGGUCUUCAUUUAAGGUUAGGGUUAGGCAUAAGGUUAGCAGUGUGGUUAAGGUUAGGGUUGAGGUUGAGGUUAGGAUUAGGUUUAAAACAGUGGAGGCUGCUGAGGGGAGGACAGCUCAGAAUAAUGGCUGGAACGGACAAAAUUGAAUGGCAUCAAACACAUGAAAACCAUGUGUAUUUGAUAUCAUUCCACUGAUUCUGCUCCAGCCAUUACCACUAGCCCGUUCUCCCCAAUUAAGGUGCCACGAACCUGCUGUGUUUUAAAAUCAGAUUUUAAGAAGAUAAAUGUUAGAAAUAGGUGGGGUUUAUGACUUUGUGGCGGUGGUAGCUAGUGAUGACCAAAGUUGCUAGCUCACAUCUAAAUUCUCAAACUAAAUAUGUAAAUACAUACUGCAAUUCCAACCACAACAACUUCCCUAGCUAACAGCUAAAUGUUUGUUUUUGACUUUGUUAUAAAUUCUAAUUAUAUUUCCAAAGCUGGAUAAUAUUAAUGUUAUUUCCAACAACCAGUGAGCAACUCCGCCGUAAAUCCAGCGCAUAUUGAACGUUGAGAUUGCCGAAAGGCCAGUCUCUUUGGCGAUGACAAGGAGUGGCAAGGAGUGGAAUGUUAGCUAAACAGACUGGUACUCACACUAGGGUGGUUAAGGGUGGUCUCCUGUUUAGUAUGUUUCAUUAUGUCAUCCACCAUACUCUAUAGGUUAGGGUUCAAUGGGUUGGUCGGGUUUAAUGGACCAAUAUUACUUGGCCAAUAAUACAGUGAUAUCAACUGGAAUACAGUAAUAUUACAUAUAUUUUAGACAAUUUUUUUUUGCAAUAACCUAGAGUAUUGUAGGUACAGUAUAUUUUAUUCUACAUGCUUUGACGGUUGUCUGUGUGGGUGUGUCUUCUCCAGAUAGCAACACGUUGAACCACCAGGUUUUGGACGUCAGUCUGCCAGAGUAUUUCCCGACAGCCAAGAGGCCCCGCAUCAGCCUGUGUAAGGCCAAAUGCGGCCCAGAGGAGGUCUACAGUCGAGGUCAGAGGUCAAACAAACAGGGUUCAACCUGGGGUUACCAGGGU
This is a messenger RNA of Coregonus sp. 'balchen', 2177 nucleotides long. NCBI's taxonomy places the organism in Eukaryota, Metazoa, Chordata, Actinopteri, Salmoniformes, Salmonidae. The record is from the annotation of a GenBank genome assembly.